Molecule: messenger RNA, 2554 nt
Organism: Phoenix dactylifera (date palm)
Lineage: Eukaryota; Viridiplantae; Streptophyta; Magnoliopsida; Arecales; Arecaceae
Product: S-adenosyl-L-methionine-dependent methyltransferases superfamily protein
Molecular function (GO): S-adenosylmethionine-dependent methyltransferase activity
Source: RefSeq, a predicted model, not a curated record
UCUGAAGCAUUAAACCCCUCGCAGUUCUCCGACCACUACGAGAGGGAAGGGAGAGAACGGGAGCGAGUCAUGGCGAAGGGAGGCGGGGGAGAGGGCUUGGAGAUCCUGGAAACCCUGGGGGACUUCACGAGCAAGGAGAAUUGGGAUAAGUUCUUCACCCUGAGAGGCGCCGGUGACUCCUUCGAGUGGUACGCUGAAUGGCCCGCCCUCCGCGACCCCCUCCUCGCCGAGCUCUCCUCCUUCUCCGCCGCCGACACCCCGAUCCAGAUUCUCGUCCCGGGAUGCGGCAGCUCCCGCGUCUCCGAGUACCUAUACGACGCCGGGUUCCGGCAGAUCACCAACAUCGACUUCUCCAAGGUAGUCGUCUCCGACAUGCUCCGCCGCAAUGUCCGCUCCCGUCCCGAGAUGCGGUGGCGGGUGAUGGACAUGACUGAUAUGCAGUUUGCAGAUGAGUUCUUUGAUGUCAUUCUUGAUAAAGGGGGAUUGGAUGCUUUAAUGGAACCAGAGCUUGGGUCAAAGCUUGGAAAGAAAUUACUUAAAGAGGUAAAGAGGGUUCUGAAAUCCGGAGGAAAAUAUCUUUGUCUCACCCUUGCAGAAUCCCAUGUCCAAGGUUUGCUUUUCUCUGAGUUUAGGUUUGGAUGGAAUACAAGUAUUUAUGCUAUACCUCACAGACCUUGUAACAAGCCUACUUUUCAAACAUUCAUGGUGGCUGUUGUAAAAGAGAAAUUGGGUGCAUUGAACCCAGUUAGAUCAUUAUUUGAUCACUCUGCUGUAAAUUGUAAUGCGAAGCAGGUCUUUGCUUUAAAUAAUGCAGUUGAAGGUGAGAAUAAAAUUCGGGGCAACUAUUCCACUGGUGCUGAUAUCUUAUAUUCUUUGGAAGAUCUACAGCUAGGAGCCAAAGGAAAUUUGAAGGAGCUUCUCCCAGGACGUAGGUGUCAGCUAAUUCUUGGUGAACAAGGAAGCUGCCUUUAUAGCUACAAGACUGUGCUUUUGGAUGCUCGGCAGCAGCCUGAUCCAUUCUUGUAUCAUUGUGGUGUUUUUAUUGUCCCUAAGUCUCGAGCUUAUGAAUGGCUGUUCACUUCAGAAGAAGGACAAUGGCUUGUAGUUGAAAGUUCAAAAGCAGCUCGUCUAAUCAUGGUUUUUUUGGACUCAAGGCACACCCAUGCCAGCAUGGACGAUAUCCAAAAGGAUCUAUCUCCACUUGUUAAAAAUUUGGCACCUGGAAAUCCUGAAGAUGAAGCUCGAAUUCCGUUUAUGAUGGCCAAUGAUGGUGUCAAGCAGAGGAACAUUUUGCAGAAGGUUACAUCUACUAUUACUGGACCUAUAAUUGUGGAAGAUGUUAUCUAUGAAGCUGUAGACGGAGAUGGUGAUAACACUGGCCUCACCUCAUCAGACACUAAGAUGUUUCGUCGCCUUACUUUUGAAAGAAGUUUGGGUUUGGUGCAAUCAGAAGCACUGCUGAUAAGAGAACCUCAAAGCAAUCCUGUUGAAUCAGUUGGAAAGAAGAGCAGCUUAUCUUCAAAAUCCAGGAAAAAAGGAGGCAAAAAAAUAAGUGAUUCCAGCAAGUUGAUUAAUGGAUCCAGAAGCACUUGGAAGGUUGACCAUAGUUGUCUUGCUAGUUCUUAUCACAGCGGAAUCGUUUCAGGCUUUGCUCUAAUAGCUUCUGCUUUGGAAAUUGCUGCAUCAUCUGAAAAAAAGGUUAGAACAAUUAUAGUCGGUCUUGGAGCUGGGCUUCUUCCUAUGUUUCUUCAUGGAUGCCUUCCUUUUCUGGAAAUUGAGGUUGUGGAGUUGGAUCCUUUAAUUUUGGAUUUAGCAAGGAAAUAUUUUGGCUUUACAGAGGAUAAGCGGUUGAAGGUACAUAUUGAUGAUGGAAUCCAAUUUAUUCGAAAUGCGAAUAUUGUGCCAUCUCCUUUGGACACCAAACAUAAAGUAGAUGAUUCCAAGACAGUUUCACAAUCACAUGAUGGAGAGGUUAUGAAAUCUCUUGCCAAUGGGAACAGUAAUACUGAAAGUAAAAUUGUCAUUAUUGAUGCAGAUUCAUCUGAUCUGAGCUCUGGGUUGGCCUGCCCUCCUGCAGAUUUUGUAGAAGAAUCAUUCCUUUUGUCUGUGAAGACAUUCCUCUCAGGAGGUGGCCUCUUUAUUAUCAAUCUGGUAUCACGGUCCCCAGCAAUUAGGGAGAUGAUUGUUUCGCGAAUGAAAGUGGUUUUCAGCCACCUCUUCUCUCUAGAACUGGAGGAGGACGUUAAUGAGAUUCUCUUUGCUUCUUCCUCGGAGGCAUUUAUCCACAUAGAUCAUUAUCCUGAGGCAUGGACUCAACUUAAGAACAUGAUGCGGGUUCAUCUUCCGGAGAGGCAAAUGUUGAUGCAGAAGAUCAACUGUUUGAAGUAGUAUAGUCAAAAAAAUCGCACCGAUUAAUUCUUAGAGCCCAUGUAAAUUAGUUUCGUAUUAAUCAUUCUAAAUUUAAUGUUUAAACAUUGUAUAAUAGAGGCACAAUGGCAGUUUUGUUUUUGCUUCAGUAAAUUAAUAUGCUUAUUAAAGAAAACCAACUUGGUCA